AAUUUUAGUUUACAACGGCCCCGCCCUCGGAUGGGGGUCUGACUUGCGCAUGCGCAGACGGUGUGUCUCUGCAUUCGUCUGUGCCCUGCAGCAGCGAGCAACGGUGGAACACUCUGCACACCCCGUCCCAUAAAAAGAGACAUGGCAGAGAAAGGAGCGCAGAACGCGGUGCAACAGGACAAGCCCGGAAAAGGCAAGCAGGGCGAGAACAAAGGGGACUGUGUGACAUGCCAGCAUCACGCACCCAGGGGACAUGGCACGAUGGCCGUCCCUCCUGCUUACUCUGACCUCGGCAAAUCUGCCAAAGACCUCUUCAACAAGGGCUAUGGCUAUGGAGCUCUGAAACUGGACAUUAAGACCAAGACCCAGAGCGGUGUUGAGUUUGCCACCUCUGGCUCCAGCAACACAGACACAGGGAAGUCCGGAGGCCACCUGGAGACCAAGUACAAAGUCAGCGAGCUGGGCCUCAGCUUCAACCAGAAGUGGAACACAGACAAUACCCUCACCACAGAACUCACCAUGGAGGAUCAGCUGGCUAAAGGCCUCAAGCUUGGCCUGGACACGUCGUUCGUGCCCAACACUGGCAAGAAGAGUGCCAAACUAAAGACCGGUUACAAGCGUGACUUCAUCAACAUGGGCUGCGACCUGGACUUCGACAUGGCCGGCCCCACCGUGCACGCAGCCGCCGUGCUGGGCUACGAGGGCUGGCUGGCUGGGUACCAGCUGGCCUUCGACACCGCCAAAUCUAAACUGACCCAGCACAACUUCGCCCUCGGCUACAAGGCCCAUGACUUCCAGCUUCAUACCAAUGUAAAUGACGCCACAGAGUUUGGUGGCUCCAUUUACCAAAAGGUGAACAGUAAGUUGGAAACAGCGGUCCACUUGGCCUGGACAGCUGGCAGCAACAACACCCGCUUCGGCAUUGGAGCCAAAUAUCAGCUGGAUAAAGAUGCCUCACUGUCUACCAAAGUAAACAAUGCCUGCCUUGUUGGAGUUGGAUACACACAAACCCUCAGGCCGGGAGUGAAGCUCACCCUCUCGGCCGUAAUCGACGGGAAGAACGUGCACGGCGGGGGCCACAAAGUGGGCCUAGGCUUCGAGCUGGAGGCGUGAGGAGAACGGGAGACAAUGAGCAGAGAAGUUCAGAUGCACAACGCUGCAACGGUCCACUCAGCGACACAUCUUCCCUACACACACGUAGACACACGUUGGCCUUAACCCGGAAACAUCACACCUCCAAGACCUUUGUGACUUUGGAAAAAGUCGAGCAUUAUUUUUAAAUUUUACGUUUAUUUACAACAAGGUUUGCACAAAGAAACAGACUUGACAGCAGGCAGUUUGUGCAAACUUUUAAAUGUGCUGUAUAUGAACGGACAAAGUGAAUUUGUGUCUCCACCAUAUCUUUGUUUUUACUGCCAUAUGAUUUGACACUUAUUUAGAUUUUGUUCAGAUAUUAUCUGCGUUCAGUUAUGAUAAGGUUAUUAAUGUUUGACUUUGCUGCAUGCUAACGAGGCUCACGUUGACAAGUACACUGAUGAUAACCUGAUGCAAUAAAGGCUGGAGAGAAUUAAGAUGGACGAAGAGUUGGUCCCUCUCCGACCUGGAGGCCUGGUGACUGCGUUUACCAUUUGACCUCACUAAUCAUGGGUCCUAUUUGGUGAAAAGGGCCAGUGGAAAUCUGGAACACAGCUUGUCUUGUAUUAUUUUAACCGUUAUCUCUACUGGCUUGUGCUUUAUUUAGGGAACUUAGCCAACAGUUAGAGCCUCACACUCAUUUUAAUAAAGUUAUGGAAUAAAUAAUGUAAAAUGCCAUAAAACUGAUGUUGUGGUUUUAAUUUGGGAGACAUAAAAAAAUAAAGGAGAAGAA
Betta splendens (Siamese fighting fish) is the source of this 1867-nucleotide messenger RNA. It is a transcript of the gene vdac3, whose product is annotated as voltage-dependent anion channel 3. Gene Ontology annotation, biological process: monoatomic anion transmembrane transport. Bases 142 to 1113 code for a protein of 323 amino acids. The record is from RefSeq and is a predicted model, not a curated record. Gene Ontology annotation, cellular component: mitochondrial outer membrane. The transcript is spliced from 10 exons. Gene Ontology annotation, molecular function: voltage-gated monoatomic anion channel activity. NCBI's taxonomy places the organism in Eukaryota, Metazoa, Chordata, Actinopteri, Anabantiformes, Osphronemidae.